This is a messenger RNA of Lepisosteus oculatus (spotted gar), 1887 nucleotides long. It is a transcript of the gene atp5f1a, whose product is annotated as ATP synthase F1 subunit alpha. Gene Ontology annotation, biological process: proton transmembrane transport; proton motive force-driven ATP synthesis. Lineage: Eukaryota; Metazoa; Chordata; Actinopteri; Semionotiformes; Lepisosteidae. The record is from RefSeq and is a predicted model, not a curated record. Gene Ontology annotation, molecular function: proton-transporting ATP synthase activity, rotational mechanism; ATP binding; ADP binding.
UACACCUCCAUCUUCUUCACUCCGCACUGCGAGCUACAGCCGGCCGGUGGAGGAGGUUAAACCAGACAACGUAGUGCAAGAUGCUGUCAGUCCGUGUUGCAGCCGCUCUCGCCCGGUCUCUUCCAAGGCGGGCCGGAUUUGUUUCCAAAAAUACUGUAGCUGCUGCUUGUGUAGGUGUCAAGAAUCUACACACCACUACCCCAUGGCUACAGAAGACAGGCACCGCGGAGGUAUCCUCUAUCCUGGAGGAGAAAAUCCUGGGUGCGGACACAACUGCUGACCUGCAGGAGACUGGCCGUGUGCUGUCCAUUGGAGAUGGUAUUGCCAGAGUGUAUGGGCUCAGGAAUGUGCAGGCUGAAGAGAUGGUGGAAUUCUCCUCUGGACUGAAGGGUAUGUCUCUGAACUUGGAGCCUGACAACGUUGGUGUUGUAGUGUUUGGUAAUGACAAGCUCAUCAAAGAGGGUGACAUCGUGAAGAGAACUGGAGCUAUUGUUGAUGUGCCCGUGGGGGAGGAGCUGCUUGGCCGCGUUGUUGAUGCUUUGGGAAAUGCCAUUGAUGGAAAGGGACCUCUGGGUGCAAAGAUUCGCAGGAGAGUGGGGUUGAAGGCUCCUGGUAUCAUUCCCAGGAUCUCUGUGCGGGAGCCCAUGCAGACGGGAAUCAAGGCUGUCGACAGCCUGGUGCCUAUUGGACGUGGACAGCGAGAAUUGAUCAUUGGAGACCGACAGACAGGGAAAACCGCCAUUGCCAUUGACACCAUAAUUAACCAGAAGAGGUUCAAUGAUGGGACAGAUGAGAAAAAGAAGCUGUACUGCAUCUAUGUCGCCAUUGGGCAGAAGAGAUCCACUGUUGCUCAGCUUGUCAAGAGGCUCACCGAUGCUGAUGCCAUGAAGUACACCAUUGUGGUAUCUGCCACUGCCUCCGAUGCGGCUCCCUUGCAGUACCUGGCUCCUUACUCUGGCUGCUCCAUGGGAGAGUACUUCAGAGACAACGGCAAACACGCUCUCAUCAUCUAUGAUGACUUGUCCAAGCAGGCUGUAGCCUACCGCCAGAUGUCUCUGCUGUUGCGUCGUCCCCCUGGUCGCGAGGCAUACCCCGGUGAUGUGUUCUACCUGCACUCCCGUCUGCUGGAGAGAGCAGCUAAGAUGAAUGACAACUUUGGUGGUGGCUCCCUCACUGCCCUGCCUGUCAUCGAGACUCAGGCUGGUGAUGUGUCUGCCUACAUUCCGACCAAUGUCAUUUCCAUCACUGAUGGCCAGAUCUUCCUGGAAACAGAGCUGUUCUACAAAGGUAUCCGCCCUGCCAUCAAUGUCGGUCUGUCUGUGUCCCGUGUAGGAUCUGCUGCCCAGACUAGAGCCAUGAAGCAGGUGGCAGGAACCAUGAAGCUGGAACUGGCUCAGUACCGUGAAGUGGCUGCCUUUGCCCAGUUUGGUUCAGAUUUGGAUGCUGCUACCCAGCAGCUGCUGAACCGAGGUGUCCGUCUGACCGAGCUGCUGAAGCAGGGGCAGUACUGUCCCAUGGCCAUUGAGGAGCAAGUAGCUGUUAUCUAUGCUGGUGUCAGGGGCCACCUGGACAAACUGGAGCCCAGCAAGAUCACCAAGUUUGAGAAGGUUUUCCUGCAACAUAUCCUCAGCCAGCAUCAGGAUCUGUUGGCCACAAUCAGGGCGGACGGCAAAAUCUCAGAACAGGCAGAUGCAAAAUUGAAGGAGAUUGUCCUGAAUUUCCUGUCCACCUUUGAUGCAUAAAUCCUGUUCUACUUACUGGUCGGCUGUUUUGUCAAUGUUUGCAUUGUGCUCCAGUUUAACUUUAUAUGAACUUUAACAAUUAAGAAAGCACUUCAUCAAUGUACAGAUUAUUUCUCUCGGAGAAUAAAGUGUUCCAACCCCAGGA